AUGACGGCGACAAACAGACCGGUUGCCAAAAUAAUUGCCUACGAUGAAGAUGAUGGUGAAAAUGCAAAACUGUCAUAUUUUCUCACAAAUUCACCAGCAUCACCUGGUCUUUUCCGGAUUAAUCAUUCCUCAGGUGAAAUAAUGCUUGUCAAGAAUACAAAUGUCAGAGCACAAGAGAAACCAAUAAAACUCACUGUUACUGUGAUCGAUCACGGUAAACCAUCUCUCCAGAAUACUUCUAUUCUUUAUGUAACAGUAGAUUUUGGCAAUAAAACGUGGACUUUAUCUGACCUUAAUAAUCAUCCCGACGAUGAGAACAAGAAGAUAGGCAUCAUUUUGGGAAUUGUCACGGCUUGUUUAUUGGUAUGUGUGAUUGUUGUUACCUGCAUAGUUAGAAGAAUUGAUGAUAACAGACGACGUUAUCCACCCAAAAAGCUUGAAGACAUUGCACUUAAUAAAUAUUUAGAAAGAACUGUAAGUCCACAGGUAUCAUUAAAUCUUCAGAAAGACUCUAACGCCACAGCUGUCGGCUCUUUACAGCCUCAAGGAAGAACAGAAAGUGAAACUACUGAAUAUGUGGAAGAAGAGAAAGAAAUCAAUGAAUGCUUAAAUAAUACAAAUUCAGAGAAGGCAAAUGAUUCCUUAAAUCAAAUUUCCCUUCAAGGAAGUUGUGCAGCUUUAUUAGAAUAA
Acanthosepion pharaonis is the source of this 690-nucleotide messenger RNA. The record is from the annotation of a GenBank genome assembly. Lineage: Eukaryota; Metazoa; Mollusca; Cephalopoda; Sepiida; Sepiidae.